Molecule: messenger RNA, 2072 nt
Organism: Anastrepha obliqua
Lineage: Eukaryota; Metazoa; Arthropoda; Insecta; Diptera; Tephritidae
Product: UNC93-like protein
Exons: 9
Coding region: 290-1969 (559 amino acids)
Biological process (GO): regulation of potassium ion transport; regulation of muscle contraction
Cellular component (GO): striated muscle dense body; plasma membrane
Molecular function (GO): potassium channel regulator activity
Source: RefSeq, a predicted model, not a curated record
AGUGGAGCAGUUCGGUUCGGUUUGGUGCGGUGCAGUUGGUUUUGCUUCGUUGAUUUACUGCCAAAUGCGAGAUUAAAUAACUAUCAACAAUUUAAAUAAAUAAAUGUAACUUAUUUUGUGGCUUUUCUUUUAAAUGACUGUAUUAGUUUAACGAGCCACUUAAUAAAUCACGCUGCAGUGUGUGCCGAGAAAUAAAAAGUGAACUUGAAGGGUGAAACUGUUUGUGGUGAGAAAAAUUGCUAUUGCAUUCAUCAGUGUUUGCCAGCAUCCGCAGUACAAAUUAUCGAUUAUGGGCAAUUUGAAUUCUGCGAAUGCCGGCUCAUUGGAUAUUAGUUCGCUUGCAGGAGAAAACCAAAAUCACAAUCACAGGCGCAGCUAUAAUGUCACCGAUCAAGUGAGCGACGAUGAAGCCCCCAAUAGUUAUAGCAAUAACCCCAACAACACCAAUGGCAAUGUCAACGGCAACGGCAGCAUAACAAUCACACUCAAUAAUGGCCUGAACAACGACACUGACAAUCCGAAUGCGAAUGGUGUUGCAGCACCCGCCAGCGGUGUAGCAAAAGUGCAACGCUCAUAUGAGCCACGCGAAAAACGCAUCAUCACAAAGAAUGUCAUCGUUAUAGGCCUAGCAUUUAUGAUACACUUCACAGCAUUCCAUGGCACUUCGAAUUUGCAGAGCUCAGUGAAUUCAGACAAAGCGCUGGGCACAACAACACUCGCCGUAAUUUAUGGAUCGCUGAUUUUAUCGAAUGUAUUUCUGCCGAUGACAGUUAUAAGGUGGUUUGGCUGUCAUCUAACUAUGGCCUUAGCAUUCUUUGCUUACAUGCCUUUUAUUGCUGCGCAGUUCUAUCCGCGUUUCGAGACUCUGAUACCAGCUGGUCUGAUGGUUGGUUUUGGUGGAGGCCCUCUAUGGUGCGCAAAAUGCACUUACCUCUCCACAGUUGCGGAGGCAUUGACUCAAGUGCGAGGUAAUCGAUCGCGUAAAGAUGUGAAUACAGUGAAAUUCUUUGGCCUAUUCUUUAUUUUCUACCAAAUGGCGCAAGUCUGGGGAAAUUUGAUAUCGUCUUCAGUAUUAUCCUUCACCUCAUCGGAUAUCGCAGAGAUGAAUGCGACGUUCGUGACACCCGCACCCGCACAAAGUCGCGUGGGUGAAUUGUGCGGUGCACGUUUCUGCCCCGGCAUUGGCGCUGAGGCUAACCCGAAUUUAACGCCACCCGAACCGGCGAAAAUCCAACUACUUAACUCGAUUUUCCUCGUUUGUAUGGCUUUAGCUGUGAUACUAAUGCUUUUCGGCGUCAACUCUUUGAAACGUUAUGGCGUGCGUCGUACGGACUCUGGCGAUGGCAUGUCCGGUUUGCGCCUGAUUACUGUGACCCUCAAUUUAUUACGCAAACGUCGCCAAUUGCUCAUAUUACCCAUUACAAUGUUCAUUGGGUUGGAGGAAUCAUUCCUAGCUGUGGAUUAUACACGCUCGUUUGUUGCUUGUGGCUGGGGUAUUUCGAAAAUUGGCUUUGCAAUGAUUUGCUUUGGCGUGGCCAAUGCCAUUGCGGCUGGUAUUGCUGGCGCUCUGGUCGAAAGAUUGGGGCGCAUCACUUUGUUCGUCGCUUGCGCGCUUUUGAAUAUUUCCCUCUUCGUUUACAUGUUUUUAUAUGAGGCACGCGAAGGAGAUUAUGUGAAAUAUUGCGCAUUCGCAGCCAUUUGGGGUAUUUGCGAUGGUGUGUGGUUGGUCGUGGUGAAUGCUUUUUAUGGUAUUCUUUUUCCGAACCAUCUCAUCGCCGGCUACAGUAACUUCCGUUUGUGGGAAUCAACUGGUUCUGUUAUUGGCUACAUAAUAAGUUCACAGUUGUGCACAUCGACCAAACUAAUAAUACUGCUGUGUGUCUUGGGUAUUGGAAGUGCAGGUUACGGCGUUACCGAGUACCGUCUGCGAAAGAAACAAAAAGCGCUGGAACUUAUGUUGAGUGAUUGAUGGAGCAGCUUUACGUAUCCUUUAAUGUAUUAUGUAUUUGUAUUUUAGUAAUAAGUAAAAGAGAUUAAAGAUUAGUAAUAAAAAGAGAUUGUAUUUAAAAGCA